GCAUUACAAACAAGGAGAAAUCAGCCAGGAUGAAAUACAUGGAACUCUGUUCGAUAUUCUUGUUGCUGGUAUCAUAACAACAUCAUCAACUUUAAAAUCUUUUCUGAUGAUUCUCGUCAACCAUCCUGAUGUCCAGAAAAAUAUACAAGCUGAAAUUGAUGAUGUCAUUGGUGAUGGUCGCCUACCAACUUUUGCGGAUAGGCAUAACAUGCACUAUACAGAAGCUGCCAUUUUAGAAAUUCUACGCUACUCUACGACUACUACAUUGUCAAUCGCACAUAAAACCCUUUGUGAUACUAGCGUGGGGGGCUACAAAGUUCCAUAUGGCACACAGGUUUGGAUGAACAUCUGGGCAUUACAUCAUGAUGAGAAGUACUUUGAUGAGCCAUAUGAGUUCAAAGUGGAAAGAUUCUUAGAUGAAGAAGGUAACUUGCUUCCAGGAAAUGAGAGAAAAUCAUUUCUACCAUUUGGAGUUGGUAAGCGAGAGUGUUUAGGAGAAGCAAUGGCCAAAGUGAGAAUGUUCCUGUUUGUCACUAGUCUACUACAAAAACUGGAGAUUUUCCCUGAAGAUAAAAACAACCCACCAGAUCCUGACCCAACCAAAUUCACCUACGGAAUCUCAAUUCAACCUGGCCCAUUCAACAUUAU
Messenger RNA from Owenia fusiformis, 648 nucleotides. NCBI's taxonomy places the organism in Eukaryota, Metazoa, Annelida, Polychaeta, Sabellida, Oweniidae. The record is from the annotation of a GenBank genome assembly.